AUGGUUAUGUUUGAAAUACAGUGUAAGGUCACGUGGCACACUAGUUCAGCAGAUUUUAGACGUUCAGCAGACACCGUUCGUAUCACUAACCGCUCACUGAUCACUCGCCCAACAGUUUUCAACUGUUACAUUCUGCUGAACGCGCCCAUUAUCGCUGAGUGUAAAGUCAUCAACGAGAACAAUGAAGUGGCGAUACGAUAUCUGCAGAGAUACGGUUUUUUGAACGAGAAGAUGGAUACGUUUGCCACCAGUGAAGAUCAGCUGGUUCUUCGACACGCUAUCAACCUCUUUCAAGAAUACUACAGAUUACCUGUUACUGGUAAAGUGGACAACGCAACUCUAAGCCUGAUGCGUAAACCGCGAUGCGGUCUACGUGACAUAUUGAAUUUCGGAGAGGGCAAAGUUAUACGUAUGUGGCCGAAACGAUACUUAACGUGGAAUUUUCACUUGGCCAACAGAGCGCUCUUGAAUACAACUCAGGCAGCGUUCGAUUUGUGGCAGAAACAUUCGUCGCUAACAUUUGAACGUGAUGUUGAAAACCCAAAUAUUCUUAUAUCGUGGCGCGAAGGCCGUCAUAUGUUCCUCGAUCAUCGAAACGGUGAAUUGUGCUCGAGCGUUUUGGACGGUCCCGGCGGCACGUUGGCUCACUCUAUCCCAAUGGAGCGUCGGAUUUCCCGUCGGAGGUUCACGUCGACACACACACAGGAUGGAACAGUGGCAUAUAUAUCUUCGAUACAUCUAUAG
Vollenhovia emeryi is the source of this 744-nucleotide messenger RNA. Its product is annotated as stromelysin-2-like. The record is from RefSeq and is a predicted model, not a curated record. Lineage: Eukaryota; Metazoa; Arthropoda; Insecta; Hymenoptera; Formicidae. Gene Ontology annotation, cellular component: extracellular matrix. Gene Ontology annotation, molecular function: metalloendopeptidase activity; zinc ion binding. The coding region runs from base 1 to 744 and encodes 247 amino acids. The transcript has a single exon. Gene Ontology annotation, biological process: proteolysis.